Staurois parvus is the source of this 519-nucleotide messenger RNA. Lineage: Eukaryota; Metazoa; Chordata; Amphibia; Anura; Ranidae. The record is from the annotation of a GenBank genome assembly.
CAUCGGGCCCCCAGGCGGAGCGACAGGUCUCAAGCCCCCAGGCGGAGCGACAGGUCUCAGGCCCCAGGCGGAGCGGCGGGCACCGAGUCACCAGGCACGACAGUGGGCUCCGAGUCAACUGGCAAGACUGCGGGCACCGAGUCGAGUCGUCUGGCAAGACCGCGGGCACCGAGUCGUCUGGCAAGACCGCGGGCACCGAGUCGUCUGGCAAGACUGCGGGCAUCGAGUCAACUGGCGGAACAGCGGGCUUCGAGUCGUCUGGCAAGACUGCGGGCACCGAGUCGUCUGGCAAGACUGCAGGCACCGAGUCGUCUGGCAAGACUGCGGGCACCGAGUCGUCUGGCAAGACUGCGGGCACCGAGUCGUCUGGCAAGACUGCGGGCACCGAGUCGUCUGGCAAGACUGCGGGCACCGAGUCAACUGGCGGAACAGCGGGCAUCGAGUCAACUGGCGGAACAGCGGCUUCGAGUCGUCUGGCAUGACUGCGGGCACCGAGUCGUUUGGCAAGACUGCGGGCAC